Molecule: messenger RNA, 2081 nt
Organism: Rhopilema esculentum
Lineage: Eukaryota; Metazoa; Cnidaria; Scyphozoa; Rhizostomeae; Rhizostomatidae
Product: protein artemis
Biological process (GO): telomere maintenance; double-strand break repair via nonhomologous end joining; interstrand cross-link repair
Molecular function (GO): 5'-3' DNA exonuclease activity; damaged DNA binding
Source: RefSeq, a predicted model, not a curated record
UUGCGGAGGAGGCGAUAACCAUGUUCAAUUGAAAAAAUGGCGGGACUACGAGUUGAGUUUGACAGGAAACAUUAGAAAUAACUUAUUUUCUUACUAAUUAUUGUCAUCUCUACACAUUUCAAGCAGUUCAAGAAACCUUUCGAAUCUUGGGAUGAAUCUGUUACUGAGUGGUACGCGGUGAAGGAAGAGGGAAAAUAUGAGCGUGUUCCAAGGAAAGCUACAUGGCUACCCGCUGAUUUCCGUGGACAAUUUCACCAAAGAAACAUUCAGCUGUACUGCUUUUUUCCUCUCACAUUGUCACACAGAUCAUAUGGAUGGCCUGGUUUCUGAAGCCUUUCUUGACUUUCUACAAUCAAAAAAGAAAAUCCACCUGUAUUGUUCAGAGACAACUAAAAAUCUAUUGCAAAGUGAUUCAAAUUUGAGGAUUCUAUGCCCCCAUGUGGAAGGGAUUCCAAUCAGUCAACCCACCAUGAUUGACAUCCCCCAGAGAGAUAUGAGCAAUUCAGAUUCAGUCCUUGUAACACUUAUUCCAGCUGGACAUUGUGUUGGAUCAGUCAUGUUUCUUUUUGAGGGUCAGAAAGGAGCAGUGUUGUACACCGGUGAUUUCAGAAUGAAGAAAGGAGAUAUAAAAAGAAUCGAAUGUUUGCAGACCAACAAAAUCGUGAAAAAGAUAUCAGAGCUCUACAUAGAUACAACAUUUUGCACUCCUUCGAUUCAGUGGCUGCCAUCACGAGAAGAGAGCAAAGAAUCUAUAAUCAGUCUGAUGAAGAGUUGGCUAAAAAAUGGAGACAACAAGGCAGUUUUUAUCCAAUGUAGUGCAAAAUAUGGUUACGAAUAUAUCUUGAAAGAAAUUGCAAUCGCGUUCAACACAAAGAUUCAUGUUGAUGGUCCUAAAUUCGAUUUGUACACCGCUAUUCCUGGGAUGAGUGACUUUGUCACAUCGUUUGGGGAAGAGACCAAAAUUCAUUCUUGUCAUUGGAAGAAUUAUUGCACCCAGUCAUGUUUUCCAUGUGGAGUCUCGCGAAUUCGAGAAAAGCCGUUAAAAAUCCUGAAGAUUAAACCCUCUACCUUGUGGGUUUUCAAGAAGAAGGUGGUUCCAAAUGACAAUAUCAUAUAUGAUGAAAAACUUGGUGUUCACAGAGUUGUACAUUCCAUGCAUUCUUCUUUUGAGGAGAUAUGUGACAUCGUUUCAUAUCUUCAACCAAGCUAUUUGUAUCCAACUGUGGUUCCGGUGGAUGCUGAUGACAUCGUUGAAGCCUAUGAACGCUUGAAGCACUUGUUUGUUGAUGAUGAAAAAGAAUGUAUGGAAGGCAGUGCAAGUUCGAAAGAUGAAAUCGAACGAACCGAAGGGGCCAGCUUUGAUAUUCCAUGGCACAGCAAAGUAUCACCCAAAAAAGCGUGGCUUUGUGAGAACGAACUGAAAAUACAUGAUGAAUUCCACUCGAUGCCAUGUGUGACGUCAGCUAAGCGAAAGAGAAAACUACAACCUUCGAAUGGGCUCCCUGUCAGUAGUUCGAAUGGCAAUGAGGGUCUUCCCAAAUGUGAUUGAAAAUAGAAUUUACGUUCGCCAAAGAAUUUUAAAGCAGAUAAAGAAGAAAAGAAAUUCGUUGGCUUCAACGGAAGACCAAAGCAGUGAGAUCAGGCUGAAAAAGGUUUAAAAACAAGAAGACAAAACGAGACGUCCAGCAUGACGAGUUGUUUGGUAACGAAUGCGCAGCAUUUUUCAACUUCAGUGAAGGGUUCGUCGCGUGGAAAGGAUUGGUUUUAUCGUAGAAGAUAGUGAAUGACUGUUUGUAGCACUCCUUCAAUUCUUCAUUUAGCUGAAGAAGAGAUGUACUCGUCUCAGAGUGUUCUCAUCAAUUAGUUUAAAGAAUAUGGUAUAGUCGAACUUGUUCAUGUCUUAGUCACUAAAUAACCAGCAUUGUAUAGUAAUAUAAAUCUGUAAAACUAUGUAGAUGAAAAUCUACUUGUAUCAAACAUGGUUUAGUCUAAUCUAUAUUUCAUUGGAAUGUUGAUUACCACGUUGGAUUGUCAUUUUUGGAAUUAAACUCACGUUUUUCAUUUUCAUCCUCAAACUGAAG